UUUCCGGUGCCGGUGGCAGCAGAAGGAGUUGAAGCCCAAGUAGACGGAUUGCUAUAGCACAUUUCAACAGUCCGGCUUGCAGUAGGACAGCAGGAUCCCAGUGGAGAUUGAGACCAUGGCCAAUAGCGAGCGCACCUUCAUUGCCAUCAAGCCUGAUGGAGUCCAGCGCGGCCUUGUGGGAGAGAUCAUCAAGCGUUUUGAGCAGAAGGGAUUCCGCCUUGUUGCCAUGAAAUUCAUGCAGGCUUCUGAAGACCUUCUCAAGGAGCACUAUAUUGACCUGAAGGACCGUCCAUUCUUUGCUGGCCUGGUGAAGUACAUGCACUCAGGGCCAGUGGUUGCCAUGGUCUGGGAGGGGCUGAAUGUUGUGAAGACGGGUCGAGUGAUGCUUGGGGAGACCAACCCUGUGGACUCCAAGCCUGGGACCAUCCGUGGGGACUUCUGCAUCCAAGUUGGCAGGAACAUUAUCCAUGGCAGUGAUUCUGUGGAGAGUGCAGAGAAGGAGAUCGGCUUGUGGUUUCACCCUGAGGAACUGGUGAAUUACAAGAGCUGUGCUCAGAACUGGAUCUACGAGUGACAUGGAAGCAGACCACAGUGCUUGUCCCACCCCACUUCCCCUCCCUCUCAUGGGCAGGGGCCAGGUCAUAGCAAAUCUAGUUAUUUCUGAGAACUUGCUUUUCAUCCGGAGGGAAACUCUUGGAGCUGCGGAUGCUCCCUGUACAGUGUUAUGUGCUAUCAUCAGAUUAGAAUGUUUCAUCUCAAGGAAGGAGUCGUUGAGUAAGGUACUUUGUAUUGUUGUAUCGCUCUGUAUUCUUUUUUCUCUUUCACGUAUUCUGGCUAACCGAAGCUAAUAGAGAGUGUAAACACUGUAUAAAUUAUAUUGGCCUGAGAGAUCACACAUACACACACAUUCUUUGCCUGUCCCUCUCUUCCCCCUGCAUUCCAUCCACUCUUGGCACUGAGCCGGUCAACAGCUCUCUGUCAGGGAUCUGCUGGGUUGCCAAGACUGUCCUGUGCAUCGAAGAUUCCCUGGAAAUAAAAGAUACCCUUCCUGCCCUUGA
Messenger RNA from Delphinapterus leucas (beluga whale), 1058 nucleotides. RefSeq names its product nucleoside diphosphate kinase A. Gene Ontology annotation, biological process: UTP biosynthetic process; GTP biosynthetic process; CTP biosynthetic process. Gene Ontology annotation, molecular function: nucleoside diphosphate kinase activity. NCBI's taxonomy places the organism in Eukaryota, Metazoa, Chordata, Mammalia, Artiodactyla, Monodontidae. The record is from RefSeq and is a predicted model, not a curated record.